ACUUAAUUUCUUGCACUAGGGACUAGGGCGAGGUUGAAGAAAAUAAUGCAGUGCUAAAUAAUCAGUUGAAAUGUUAAGAACCUACAGAAGGAUCUGUAGAGAGAUUUGCUGGAGACCCGCAAGUUAACCAAAAGCAUUUCCCGUUUUUUGAAAAUACACUAAAAAUCACGUUAUAACUAUGAUAUUUACAAUCAAAAUCGCCCGCAGAAGCAUACAGAGCGUUUUAUUUGUUUCUAAAUACUUUAAAUGCACUUUCUUGUACUGGCUGUACUUCAUUGAAUCGUCAUUUAUUUAUUAAACUCGUGAAUGUAGCAAGUGAUUGGGUGGCGUGAAAUUGAGGAUUAUAAUUGAAGAUUGGUACUUUCCAAACUAAUGUAAAAUUGCAAAAGUUACGAAAGGAUUGUAGUUUGCAAAUUGUCUUUUUGCGAUAUCGACAAGACUGAAUCAAACGUUAGAACUAUGGAUUUACUGGGAUCUAUUUUGAAUUCUAUGGAUAAACCACCGACAAUGAGCGACAAGCAGAAGGCGCUCAUAAAAAAACAGAAGGAAGAAUAUGAGAAGCAGAAGAAGAUCGAGGCUGAAAAGAUGAAGAUUUUCCGGCAACAGGUAGAAGAGAAAAUUAAUAAGUUUCUACAAGAUGACAGUGCAAAAGAAUACAAAUUUCCUGCCAUGAGCAAAAUACACAGAAGCGUUGUAUAUGACGUAGCAGAAGUAGCAAAUGUUUUGGCAUAUACCUUUGGUGAGGAAGAUGUCGACAGAUAUAUUAUGAUCUUCAAGAGGGAAUAUGCUCCUUCUGAAGAUCAAUUAUAUAUACUACGUAGAGGUGAAGAAUGGAAUGAAGAAGUUGCCAAGAAAUUGAAGGAAGAGAGAAAAAGGAAAGCUAAGGAAGCGGCAGAGUAUGCAAAAUCUAAGAAAAGUAAAGAGAAAUUUGUACCUAAUAGUUAUUACAAGGAUAAGUAUCAACAUUUGAUUGGCAAAGAGGCUGCGUUGGAAGCUGCUAGGAAGACAGAAGCUAAUAGCAGUUAUGGAUGUGUUCCUAGUGAAAAUAAGAAGGAUCAAAGGAGCAUAGAACAAACUCUAGCUGACAUACGUGCCAAGAGGAGGAAAUUGGAAGCAAAUAACCAAACGAGCAGUUCGAGCGAUAAUAGUACAAAAUAGUGCUAUUAUAUAAAUAAUCUCAUAGGCGUACACAUGAAUUACCUAUGUGCAAUUCAUUGUAAAUAUCUAUUAGGUAUAUUACAACGUUAUUACAGACUGUAUUAUUCGCACUGUUAGGGCACCGUCGCAUUCGUUUGUUCAAUGUAUCCUACAAAGAUGCAUCCUAGAAAAGUUCUACGACGGUGUUACGACUAAUGUGUACCUGCAUUAGACGUGAGACGGAGCGCUUUUGUUCCAUCUCAAUAUGAUAUUGUGUAUUUGCUACACCAAAGCGACUCGGUCACACAUUAUGUACAAUAUAAUACAUUAUUUCGCACAUACAUAAGCACUUUGUCCCUGCGACACUUCUAUCGUUAAAUUUGUAGCAACGUAACGUUUUUAUUCCAGUUAAAGAUAUUCCGUGGU
Messenger RNA from Harpegnathos saltator (Jerdon's jumping ant), 1563 nucleotides. RefSeq names its product sperm-associated antigen 7 homolog. The transcript is spliced from 7 exons. Bases 460 to 1158 code for a protein of 232 amino acids. Lineage: Eukaryota; Metazoa; Arthropoda; Insecta; Hymenoptera; Formicidae. Gene Ontology annotation, molecular function: nucleic acid binding. The record is from RefSeq and is a predicted model, not a curated record.